This is a messenger RNA of Miscanthus lutarioriparius, 1998 nucleotides long. NCBI's taxonomy places the organism in Eukaryota, Viridiplantae, Streptophyta, Magnoliopsida, Poales, Poaceae. The record is from the annotation of a GenBank genome assembly.
AUGAGCCACCGCACUCAGGGAAGACGAGCUGUCGCCGGAGGCCGGUGCUCCCCGGAGGGCGUGGAAGAUCUGCUGCAGCUUGGAUUACCGUCCCCGUCAAGUGGCCUGUUGCACCCGCAACAUCCAAUGGCUGCACUGCCGGUGUCCGGUGAAGAAGAUUAUUGCCGCCGUCGCGGAUUAGUGACGGCCAUAGCAGAGGAUAUUCGCCAAGAAUCAGCUGCAAAGGUUAAUACAGAUCCGAUGCAUUCAGUCAAGUGGAAGGGCAUAAAUGUGCUUCUAAGCCACCUUUGUCCUAAGUGUUCUAAAAAACAUGAUGACACAACUUCAGGAAGCCAAACCACUGGAUGCACAUGUUGGCAAUGGUUCUUCACACCGUCUACUAGUAAUGAUUCUGCAACUGUAGCAACUGCCAAUGGUGGAAAUACUGAAGUGCUCACUUCUCAUCCAAAAGAAAAUGGUUUUGCUCCUAGUUACAAGUUGGACAAUGAAGAGACGUCAGUUCCAGCUGUUGGCCACCAUAGGAAACCAAGCAUGCACCAUAGACUGAAAAUAUGGAUCAGCAGUGGGCAUAAUGGCAUAAUAGGAAAAUAUGGGAAUAAGUUGGAAUUGGGUGUCCCCCAUGUAGCUAGGCCAUUAUCAGAUGAACAUGCGAAACCUGGAUGGCCAGAUUGGCUCAUAAAUGUGGCACCAGAGGCAGUACAGGGUUGGUUCCCUCGGCGACCAGAUUCAUUUGAGAAAUUAGACAAGGUUGGACAAGGAACUUAUAGCAGUGUCUACAAAGCCCGAGAUCUUAAAACUGGCAAGUUUGUCGCACUCAAAAAGGUGCGUUUUCUCAAUGUGGAGCCUGAGAGCGUGCGCUUUAUGGCUAGAGAGAUUCUUAUUCUACGGAAACUCAAUCAUCCAAACAUCAUCAAGUUGCAAGGGAUCAUAACAUCUUCUGUUUCACAAAGCCUGUAUCUUGUAUUUGAGUACAUGGAACAUGAUCUUGUUGGUCUUGCUGCGACUCCAGGCCUUAAGUUUACUGAGCCACAGGUCAAAUGUUUAUUUCAGCAAUUACUCAGUGGCCUUGAUCAUUGCCACAGCAAUGGAGUCCUGCAUCGGGACCUAAAGAGUUCCAACCUCUUGAUUGAUAAUGAUGGUGUUCUGAAGAUUGCAGACUUUGGUCUAGCAACCUCAUUUGAUCCUGACAAUCAGCAACCACUGACUAGCCGUGUUGCAACAUUGUGGUACAGACCACCUGAACUUCUUCUCGGUGCCACCAAGUAUGGCCCUUCUGUGGAUUUGUGGAGUACAGGGUGCAUUUUUGCAGAACUGCUUGCUGGCAGGCCAAUCUUGCCCGGAAGAACUGAGGUGGAGCAACUUCACAAAAUUUUCAAGCUCUGUGGAUCACCUUCUGGUGAUUAUUGGAGUAAACUGGAAGUACCACAGACAGGGAUGUUCAAGCCCAGCCGCCAGUAUAGUGCGUGCAUUGCUGAGACAUUUAAAGAUUUUCCACAAUCAGCUCUAGUUCUUCUAGAUAACUUGCUUGCACUACAACCAGAUGCUCGUGGAACAGCUGCUGAGGCUCUCCGAAGUGAUUUUUUCAGGAAAAAACCACUUGCUUGCAGCCCCUCAAGCUUACCAAAGUAUCCCCCAAGUAAAGAGUAUGAUGCUAGACUUCGAAGGGAAGAAGCAAUGAGGAAAAGAAAGGCAGCUGAGAGUGUAAGUGGAUUUCGAUCUGUCGAAACAGAUGGAAAUCCUUUCACAAGCGAGAAAACAAAGGUUGCUAUGAUUAGACCUGAAUCUGCUGAUGCAAGGAAUGAAGUACUUGGUUCUCAGAACAGCAACCUGGGAUCGAAGGGCUCAGUUGUGAGGUACAAGGGCAAAAGCAGAAUAUAUCAGCACUCAGGUUCAAUGAUUACAGCAAAGGGAAACAUGGAGCGGAUGCUCAAGGAGCAUGAAAAGAAUAUCCAAGAAGCAGUGCGCAAAGCGCGCCUCAACAAGAGCAGAGAGUUGUGA